AUGAGCAUCAUCAAACGUUGGUUUCUACUGGCGAUAAUUACGACCACCAUUGUUUCCGUACGAACUCAACCAAUACCUCCGACAAUCUUCGACACAAGUUCAGCGAUUUUGGGAGAUAUUGACGACACAACUCGCCAGCAAGCACCUUCGCAGUCGAAUCUGGCCCGUAUGCCUACUCAAUUGGCGUCUUCUCGGUCUGCCCCCGCAGCUCCUGUUCAAGAUGCUUCCUUUGGGGAUGGUUCGCGGAACUUUCUCAUGCAACUUCCGAUGGUACGAACAGACGUCGUCAGAUCGAUCCUUUCCGACAGAUUUUCGAUCGAAUCCAACUUUGCUUUCCAGCAGCUUCUCGGCCCGGACGAGCGAAAGGCUUUGUAUGAUUUGGCUGAGAAUCAUAUGAAGAAGCCUGGAGCAACUUGGUUAUAUGCAGUGGUGGAUGAGCCUCAACUCGACCUCACUUACAAGAAGCAGCUGUACGUGGCUGCGCCGAUCCCACAGUAUGAGUGGAAGAAAGCGGUAGGCUUGCACAUUGCUCCGCAAAGUGAGCAUUGGCUUCCAUUUAUCUUCUACAAAGCGAUAGUUGACCGCAGCAAAUGGAGUCGUUUCAGAUUAGCAGGAAUAGAAGUGGUGAGGGAGCCGGAAGAAGCAGUAAGGGUGCUGUUCUCAAAUGAUAAACGCGAAACACUCCACGAUAUUGCCGGCCAUCUCGGCCUGGCUGUCAAUCUUAUCUAG
Molecule: messenger RNA, 729 nt
Organism: Mycosarcoma maydis (corn smut)
Lineage: Eukaryota; Fungi; Basidiomycota; Ustilaginomycetes; Ustilaginales
Exons: 1
Coding region: 1-729 (242 amino acids)
Source: RefSeq, a predicted model, not a curated record